CCAGUGAUUGCUUCUGUUUCUGACGUAGGGGGAAGGAAGUAAGUUGUUAAGUAAUGUUUUGAGAAGAAAAUUUAACGUGUUCUUGUUAUGAGCUUUUGAAAUUGAUAAAGCUCAAUGCGGAUUGUUCACCAGGACGACAGCAGAAAUAUGAAAAGUGAAGUCCGCAAAAGUCACCACCAUAGUCGUCAUCGCCAUCAUGAGCGCCAUUCUAAACAUAAACGACGGCAGGAGAGUUCAUCGAAAACCGCCACUGAUGACGCAUCCCCAGCUCCUGUUCCGUCAGAUACGUCUGGAAGUGAGAGAUGUUUUCCUGUUGCCAAGGACCAAUGUGGUGCUAGUGGCAGUGAAUCUCCCGAAAACGUUGCACGGAAACGGCGACAAAGGGACGGUGAAAACACGCGUUGUGAUGUGAUGACAAUUUCAAUUAGUGACACUGAUAACGACGCAGAAGGAGAUGAAGAGAAAGCCAAGAGAAGAAAGAAGCACAGGCAUAAAGAAAAAAAGAAGAGAAAACAUUGCAGGAAACAUAGGCUGGACGACGAUCACACAGCUAAUCAUUUAAGUGAAUCGCGAAGGAAACGUGAUGGGGAAACUGAUAAUGAUCAUUCGCCUGAUCAUCAGCAUGAACAACAACAGAUGCUAGUGAGAGUGAAACAGGAGCCACUAAGCAGUGAUGAAGAGACAAGACGCCGUCAAAGAGCAAAGGACCUGAAACAAUCAGCAGACGUUAACGACAGGAACUGGCAUUCCAACAGCAGUCACAACAAUUUGAGGCCAGACCAUCGUAUAAAGGAGGAACCCCGUGAUCGCUCUAGUUCUGGUGAGCGAAAGCCCCACCCAGAGCUACUUAGACGUGUUAAGCCAGAGAGGAGGAAUGGAACCAGUGAAGAUCACCGCAGACACCGAGAUCGGAGGAAUGGCCGGGUGAACGGUGAAUCGUCAUCAUCCGUAAAGACUGAAAGGGAUGAUGAUUCUCGUUCGAGGAGCAGGACCAGAAGACGGAGGAACGAUGAACAGGAGGAGCGAUCCAGGGACCAUGUAGGUGAUUCACGGGAAGGUCCUCGCCGAAUAAAACGUGAGCGUCCCACCGAAGACGAGAGAGAGUACGAGUGGGGCAAGUCUGACAACAAACAGGCUGCAAAUAACAACUCUGGAGGCCCUUCCUCAGCUGAGGAUAAGAAGAAGCCAAACUUUGGCCUGUCGGGGAAACUGACAGAAGAUGUCAAUGUUUACAAUGGUGUUGUUAUCAAGUACAGCGAGCCUCCAGAAGCUCGCAAGCCGAAACGUCGGUGGCGAUUUUACCCAUUCAAAGGCGAUGAGGCAUUGCCCACACUGUACCUUCACAGACAGUCUGCAUUCCUGAUUGGCCGUGAUAGAAAGGUGGCUGAUAUCCCUGUGGACCACCCAUCGUGUUCGAAGCAGCACGCAGCCCUGCAGUAUAGACUUGUGCCUUUCACUCGAGAAGAUGGAACAAAAGGCAAGAGAGUGCGACCGUACAUCAUCGACUUGGACUCUGCUAACGGCACGUACGUGAACAAUAAGCGUAUUGAGGCACGGAAGUAUGUGGAACUGAUGGAGCGAGAUGUUAUUAAAUUUGGAUACAGCUCAAGAGAUUAUGUUUUGUUACACGAGCACAGCAAAGGCGACGAAGAAGACGACGAUCAGAAUGGGUAGUCACAAAUGGCUGUCCGGGAGAUACUUUGAAGGAAGGUAGUUGCCUGUUUUAUUGAACUGGUUAGUUAACGUUUACUUGAAUGGGUGAAAAAAAAGUGAUUCAUUUGUUGAUAUUGUUGAAUGAGCUCCAUUCAUCUAGACCACUUUGUCAUAUUGUGCCCACUAGGCAAAAAUUUCCACUGAUUAAUGACAUCGCUAGACUGCCUCAUUUUGUAUCACGUUGGUUGUGAUUCAUCAGAAUCGGUCAUUAAACCUCAACAAUGGCA
Molecule: messenger RNA, 1940 nt
Organism: Schistocerca nitens (vagrant locust)
Lineage: Eukaryota; Metazoa; Arthropoda; Insecta; Orthoptera; Acrididae
Product: smad nuclear-interacting protein 1
Exons: 5
Coding region: 115-1674 (519 amino acids)
Biological process (GO): miRNA processing
Cellular component (GO): nucleus
Molecular function (GO): mRNA binding; protein binding
Source: RefSeq, a predicted model, not a curated record